This is a messenger RNA of Aspergillus mulundensis, 1857 nucleotides long. RefSeq lists its product as uncharacterized. The record is from RefSeq and is a predicted model, not a curated record. Bases 1 to 1857 code for a protein of 618 amino acids. NCBI's taxonomy places the organism in Eukaryota, Fungi, Ascomycota, Eurotiomycetes, Eurotiales, Aspergillaceae. The transcript has a single exon.
AUGGUAAACCCCCACGCGCCGCCCCUCCAACGCUCCGGCGCCCCCCUCAACAUCCCAUCCCUCCGAUCCCUAUGGCGCAGCAUAGUCUCAAACUCCCCCACAGCGGCCAUCGACAAAUCCGCCGCGUACGCCAUGCUCGACACGCAAAGCAACGACGACCUCCUCCUCAUCAUGGACAGACACACCGAGCUGAUUCCACUCCUCUGGGAAUACGGACUCGCUUCCACGGGCCGCUGGCAGCUAGGCGUGAGCAUAUUAUCCCGACCAUUAGACAUGGAGGCCUGGCAUACCGGUCGCGCACGACGACAAGGCCGGUCCCGCGAGACCGUUGCAGCCGCACUUUCGGGGAUGUAUGCGAGAAGCACAGGGGACAGCGUUCGAGAAAAGAGCCGAGUCCAGAAACUCCGCAAGCUAAGGGUUGAAGAGCUCACGCUCCGCAGAUCACGCCUCGCGGCGCUGAGAAUGGCGCUGAGCGAUAUGCAGACGAACGUUGGCAAUAACCCUACCCUCCCCGUUCCCCCUCCAGAAACCUGGGCCUAUGCGCAGACCCUCCCUGCAAAAAUCCAGCGCCUGUCAGCGGACAUCCAGAGCCAAAUCACGCUCGUAAACAACCGCAUCGCCGACGACGAGCCGCCGUUCGUCCCUGCCCUCCCACCACCGUCCCAAAUCCCCGGCGGAACGAACCCCAUCCCCCACGCCUGCAUCCUCCAACACACGAAGAACACAUACUUCCCCUACGAACGCAUGAUCCAGCUCGAUCUCGACGAGGGCCUGCGCGCCCUAACAUCCCUCGGCCUCUUCGACCCGACAGCCUUCACACAUUCGGGAGUAAACUACCUGGACUACGCGCUCCGUCACCACUCCGAGAACGUCGUGCGCUGGCUUAUAUCUCCGCGCUCUGCGCCCCCAAACCCAUCUAUCGCGGGCGGACGAACAACAGCCCUACCACCCCUCUACACACCCCAAGACCUCCUAACCAUCGACACCCGCAUGGACGCCGUAAUCGACGACCCCGACGCCGAGAACGCCUUAGCAACAUGCAUCCUAUCCGACUGGCGCCCCAUGUUCUGGGCCCUCUGGGACCACAUCUCCGCCCCGGCUCCAGAUGGCCUCGGCCCCUUCGAUGCGUCCGCAUUGAACGUCCUCGGUCCCAACGAGCAAGGCACGCUAUGUUCCUGGAUAACCGCCGCGCAGGCCGAACGGCUCCGCGCAACCCACAACCUACACCUCGGGACUAUCCCGCCGCAGGGCGGAACAGGCGGAAGGGCGUGGCACGUUGCGGCUGCGGCUGCGAAUACGGAUUUCAUGGCGUUCCUGGCGCGUACGGUGGGGACUGACAUUGACGAUGCUGAUUUCCGGGGCCACAGUGCGCUGUGGGUUGCGAGUCGGGCACGGGAUCUAGGCACCGCUAGGGCUUUGCUUGCGCAUGGGGCGGGUAUUGGCGUCGAUGUUAUAAAGCUCGUUCUGAAGGACCUUACCAUCCCGCCUGAUGUGUUCCUUACACUCUUUUUCCAGCGCGCUGGUGUGAAUGUAGCACGCCAGCCAUGGCUCCAUGGUGUGAUUCAGAACCUGUCAGAUGGGAUUAGGGGGUUGACGGUGCGGACGAGGAAAGACGUUAAUGCGCUCAAGAGCCGGGCGCGGAGGAUCAUUGAGUUUCUGUACAGGGGGAAUGGGGUUGCGGUGCCGGAUGCGGGCUUUAGGGAUAAUCAGGGCCGCACGGUGGAUCGGCUUGCGGUGCAGCUUGGGCUCGCGGAUAUGGUUUAUUAUCUGCAGCCUAAGGCCGGGGGGAGGAAUGGGCGGGCGGAUGGGGCGCCGUAUCGGUUGAGGAGGAGGGCUAGGGUUGAUUAUAGACUGUGA